Messenger RNA from Notolabrus celidotus (New Zealand spotty), 2100 nucleotides. RefSeq names its product RNA-binding protein 39-like. Gene Ontology annotation, molecular function: RNA binding. Gene Ontology annotation, biological process: mRNA processing. The record is from RefSeq and is a predicted model, not a curated record. Gene Ontology annotation, cellular component: nucleus. The transcript has 15 exons. NCBI's taxonomy places the organism in Eukaryota, Metazoa, Chordata, Actinopteri, Labriformes, Labridae. Bases 247 to 1764 code for a protein of 505 amino acids.
CUCAGCUUCGGCUGGCGACUUCACUGACAGCCUUCUGCGCGUGCCUCUGAGCUAGCAGCUGUCCGGUUAACGGCUCAGGUUAUGUUCACCAGUUGUUCACCUGACUGUAAACAGGAAGAGGUCACAGCAUCAGGUGGACGAACGCUGGGAUCACGGUAACGGGACUGUGGCUGUCCGGUGGUUAUUAGCGGGUCAGUCCGUGUGAGGACUCGGUCAGGGUUCAGGUCUCACCAGAUCAGCAGCAGUAUGGCGGACGACCUGGACAUCGAGGCGAUGCUGGAGGCUCCGUACAGGAAGGAGGACACCAAGAGCCAGAGCCCCAAUGGACAGGAGGACCGCAAUAAGAGGAAGAAGCGUAGCCGUGACAGGAAACGAAGCAGAAGUCGAGAAAGGAAGAAGAGCCGCAGUCGGGAGCGUAAGCGCAGCCGCAGCAGAGAGAAACGAAGAAGUCGCAGCAGAGAGCGACGAGGCAGCAGAGAGAGGGGAGGCCGCUACAGAGACCACCAAAAGCACCGUCGGCGAUCAAAGAGUAAGAGUCCCAUCAAGAAGGAGAAGAGUCCCAUCAGACUGCCGAUAGACAACCUGACUCCAGAGGAACGAGAUGCUCGGACCGUGUUCUGCAUGCAGCUGGCAGCCAGGAUACGACCUCGAGACCUGGAGGACUUCUUCUCUGCUGUGGGGAAGGUUCGAGAUGUGAGGAUGAUCUCUGACAGGAACUCCCGCAGGUCGAAGGGCAUCGCCUACAUCGAGUUCAUGGAGGCCAACUCGGUUCCUCUGGCCAUCGGGUUGACAGGGCAAAGGCUGCUGGGAGUUCCCAUUAUUGUACAGGCUUCACAGGCAGAGAAGAACAGAGCAGCAGCAGCAGCCAACAACCUUCAGAAAGGUUCAGCAGGACCUAUGAGGCUCUACGUCGGCUCGCUGCACUUCAACAUCACUGAGGAGAUGCUGAGAGGAAUCUUUGAGCCAUUUGGACGGAUCGAGAGCAUCCAGCUGAUGAUGGACAGUGAGACUGGACGCUCGAAAGGCUACGGCUUCAUCACUUUCUCAGAUGCAGAGUGUGCCAAGAAAGCUCUGGAUCAGCUGAACGGCUUCGAGCUGGCCGGUCGACCGAUGAAGGUUGGUAAUGUGACGGAGCGGACCGACGCCUCCACUGCCUCCUCUUUCCUGGACAGCGACGAGCUGGAACGCACUGGUAUCGACCUUGGAACCACGGGCCGACUGCAGCUGAUGGCCCGACUUGCAGAGGGCACAGGUCUACAGAUCCCUCCUGCAGCUCAGCAGGCUCUGCAGAUGAGUGGAGCGAUUGCUAUUGGAGCCAUGGCUGCUGUUUCAGCUGCCAUGAAUCCAGCUCUCAACAUGAACAUGAACAUGAACAUGAACAUGAACAUGAACAUGAACUCUGCUGCUAUGAGUCUCCCUUCUCAGCCGCUCGCAACGCACUGCUUCCAGCUGUCUAACAUGUUCAACCCCCAAAGUGAGGAAGCUCCAGGGUGGGAGUCCGACAUCCAGCAUGAUGUCAUUGAAGAGUGUAACAAACAUGGAGGAGUUGUCCACAUCUACGUUGACAAGAACUCCCCGGAGGGAAACGUUUAUUUGAAGUGUCCUACCAUCCCCGCUGCCAUGGCCGCUGUCAACUCUCUACACGGAAGAUACUUUGCUGGUAAGAUGAUCACUGCAUCUUAUGUCCCUCUGCCUACCUACCACAACCUGUUCCCAGAGUCUGCCACCACCAAUAUGCUGCUGGCCCCACCCCCUCGACGGUGACUCACCAACAACACUGCUCUCUGAUUGGACACUGGACCUUUUUUUAAAUCCUCCCUUCCGAUUGGCUGACAAAGCCGAGCCAGUUUCACUUUGUCAUCGAGUUGAAGAUUGUUGAUGAAGGACGCCGUUUGUUUUCAUCCUGUUUACUUCCUGUUGUGAAUUCUACUUAGCAUUUCUGGGCGUGGCCUGUUUUAGUAAUGUAGAAUGUUUGAGCUCCGUGAGCUGUGAUGAGGCCAGCUGAUGACGGUGGUUUCAGCUGAUUGGUUGGUAUUGAAAUGUUUUCUAAUCAAGAGUAUGAUUUUGUUAAUUCCUUGAUUAAAUUUUAUUUUGAAGUGA